Molecule: messenger RNA, 720 nt
Organism: Hansenula ciferrii
Lineage: Eukaryota; Fungi; Ascomycota; Saccharomycetes; Phaffomycetales; Wickerhamomycetaceae
Gene: CAX4
Product: dolichyldiphosphatase
Exons: 1
Coding region: 1-720 (239 amino acids)
Biological process (GO): lipid biosynthetic process; protein N-linked glycosylation
Cellular component (GO): intracellular membrane-bounded organelle; endoplasmic reticulum membrane
Molecular function (GO): dolichyldiphosphatase activity
Source: RefSeq, a predicted model, not a curated record
AUGUCUGAGCCAAAAUUCUUGAUCAACAAUAUGACAAGUUUAAAUUAUAAUCCAGUACCAUUUGAUGAUACUUAUGUUCUUUAUGAUCCUCAAGAUCCAAUAUCAACAAUAUCAGUUUAUUUUUCAUUAUUACCAAUUGGAAUAUUGAUUUUUUAUUUAUCAUGGUUCAUUGUGACUAGAGAAAUAGAACCAGUUAUCAUUGCAGGUGGUCAAGUUGUUAAUGAUAUAAUUAAUAAUAUUGUUAAGAAUAUUAUAAAAGAAGAAAGACCUUUAGCUAUUGAUGGAUUUCAAUCAAAUGGGUUAAGAUCUGGUUAUGGUAUGCCAAGUGCACAUUCCCAAUUUAUGGGAUUUUUCGCUAUAUUCUUUACAUUGAAGAUUUGGUUAAAUUGGAAAGAUUUAACUUGUAUAAGGAAAAUUUUAGGUACAUUGGGUGUUUAUAUCCUUGGUUCAUUAGUUGCAUUUUCAAGAGUUUAUUUAUAUUAUCAUAGUUAUAAACAAGUUGCAGUUGGUGUUUUAUUAGGAACUGCAAUUGGUGCACCAUAUUUCCUCGUAACUAGCAUUGCUAGAUCUUUAGGUUUAAUUGAUUGGAUUAUAAGUUGGAAAAUUGUUAAUUUAUUUUGGGUUAAAGAUUCAACUUUCCAUUCUCCAUUAACUUUAAAAGAAGAAUAUCAAUUAUGGGAACAAAUAAAGGAAAAUCAAGUUAAUAAAAAGCAUAAAUGA